Molecule: messenger RNA, 890 nt
Organism: Portunus trituberculatus (swimming crab)
Lineage: Eukaryota; Metazoa; Arthropoda; Malacostraca; Decapoda; Portunidae
Exons: 3
Coding region: 22-384 (120 amino acids)
Source: RefSeq, a predicted model, not a curated record
AAUGGCCGGUGUCACUUCUACAUGGGAAAACACGCCUUCAUCAGCAUUGGGAGCUUCUCAUUGCUCUUCUCCACCAACUCCUCCUUGAUGGGGAGAGCCAAUCAACUGAUCUCCAAGCUGACGGAGGGAGGUCUGUGGGAUGAGUGGCUGGCGCGGCAACUCGGUAACUCCAAGGAAUGUUUGAAGCCACCAACAGCUGACCGAGGCAAGGGUGUGAAGCCUCUCGGUGUGCAGGACAUACUUGGCUUAUUAGUUCUCCUGGGUAUUGGGUACGUCGCUUCGGUGAUUCUGUUCGCUGGGGAGACUCUCUUAAUCUACCGUACCAAACAUGAGCCCAUGGUAGCCGCGAAUUUGCCUCCACCCCCACGCGUCACCAACCCCUGACCACAUGCCACUGAUGAACCGGACGCCCAGCUCUGCCCUCCUCGUCACAGGUUUUUCACUACUUGCCAGGGUGAAGAAUAAUAUUAGGCUCCUUCUGACAAUGAAAUGUUAACGUUAGACUAAAAAUAAUUGUCUUACAUUUUUAGGUUUCUGAAAAUGAAGAAUAUUACGUAUGAAAAAUCUACACACUAUUUAUCAAACAUUAGCAUUAUAAUAAAAAAAAAGUGUGAUCAUAAAGUUGAUAUUGUUGUUUAGUAUAUGAAAUCUUUCGUGUCCUCAAUUUUAUUAUGAAUUAACUUUCUCUUUCGAGCUGUGACGAUUGAAUCCAAAUAUUAAAAGAGAAAAACAUGUAUUGUAAUUGUAAAUAAGUUCGUAUCUUUCGAGGACGAUAUUGAAUGAGAAGCGAAACCUUAACAAAAAUGCUUAAUUCUAUGUUGUGGUUUUGUUUGUCUGUUAGUAUUUAAAAGGAAGAGUUAGUGCAUUGUGACGAGGAAGAAACCUGACCA